Humulus lupulus (European hop) is the source of this 5043-nucleotide messenger RNA. RefSeq lists its product as uncharacterized. Lineage: Eukaryota; Viridiplantae; Streptophyta; Magnoliopsida; Rosales; Cannabaceae. The record is from RefSeq and is a predicted model, not a curated record. Bases 279 to 4697 code for a protein of 1472 amino acids. The transcript is spliced from 8 exons.
UUUGAUUUGAUUUCAAGAAGAACAGCAUUUAAAUUUAAAUACAUAUUAUAUCUAUAAAUAUCUAUAGAUUUCUAUAAAUAUAUAGAGAUAGAGAAAGAUAGAGAGAGAGAGAGAAAAUAGAGCAUUUUUAGUUUGUGUUUUUGUGCGAAUCGUUUUCAAACUUCAUCUUCUUCCUUGAAAUUCUCCGCAUUGAUGCGCUUCGCUUCUUGAUCUCGCUCUCGAUCUGCCUCCGCCACUCCGAUCUGAAUUAUCACCGAUCGUCUUUGAUUCGGUGUACAAUGACGGCCGACGCUUUUGAAUCUGUGGCCGCCAAUGGCGGUGAGGCGGUGACUCAGGAACAGUCUGAUCGGGAUCCCAGCCCUACUACUACCAGUAGUCACGAUCCUGCCAAUGCCAAGGACGAAUUCGAUGGUUCUUACGUUUUCGUUUCAGGUACGGACGACAGGGAUAAGGAUCUCGUUGACUCUGAUCUCAAUAGUGGCGAAACUAUUCACUUGCCUGCGGAAAAUAAUGACAGUGUUCAAUUGGAGGAGGGCGAGUCUUUAGUAGUCGUUGAAAAACCAGAUCACAAUGGUGUCAAUGAUGAUAAGGUCGAGGGAGGAGGAGAAGAAACGCAUGGUAGUAAUGGUGACUGUCAAACCGAGAAGGAAACGAUUGCCGUUGACCAAUCUGAGCCACCGUCUCACAAUGGCGGAGUGGAGGCUGUUGAAUUCAGUUAUGAUUUAUCGACCGCUGACAAUAAAGCUGAGGACGAGACGAUUUCCGUUGACCAAUCUGAGCAACUGGCUCUUAAUGGUGAGGUAGAGGCGACUACUGACCAUAAAACUGAGAACGAGACGAUUACUAUUGACCAAUCUGAGCAACCGGCUCACAGUGGCGAUGUGGAGGCUGUUGAAAUCAGUUGUGACUUGUCGACUCCUGACCAUAAAAUUGAGAGCGAGACGAUUUCCAUUGACCAAUCUGAGCAACCGGCUCUCAGUGGCGAUGUGGAGGUUGUUGAAAUCAGUCGUGACUUGUCGACUCCUGACCAUAAAAUUGAGAACGAGAUGAUUGUCAUUGAUCAAUCGGAACAAUCAGCUCACAAUGGCGACGUGGAGGCUGUUGAAAUCAUUGGUCACUUGUCGACUGCUGACCAUAAAAUUGAGAACGACGCAAUCGUCAUCGAUCAUUCUGAACAACCGGCUCACAAUGGCGAUGUGGAGGCUGUUGAAAUCAGUAGUCACUUGUCAACUUCUGAUCAUAAAAUUGAGAAGGAAACAGUUGUCAUCGAUCAACCUGAACAACCGGCUCAUAAUGGCGAUGUCGAGGCUGUUGAAAUCAGUUGUGACUUGCCGACUGCUGACCAUAAAACCGAGAAUGAUACGGUAGUCAUUGACCAAUCUGAGCUACCAGCACACGAUGCCGAGGUGGAAGUUGUUGAAAUCAGUAAUGAUUUGUCGACUGCUGACCAUAAAACCGAUAAUGAGACGGAAGUCAUUGUCCAAUCUGAGCCACCGGCCCACAAUGUUGAGGUGGAGGCUGAGGAAUCUAAUGAUGACCCAAGAGGUGAAGAUGUUCAUGGUAGUAUGACUACUGACCAUAAAACCGAGAGUGAGAUGGUAGCCGUUGACAUACCUGAGCAAUCGACUUACAAUGGUGACGUGGAGGCUGCUAAUGAUGACAAGGCCGAGGAUAAACCAGAUUUGGCUGCAGAUAAAAAAGAACAUCUGGAGUCUGACAUUGGAGUUACAGAUGUUCAAAGUUCUACACAUCAGGAGAAGGAACAAGCUGAGCCUUUCAAUGAGAUUCCUUCGGGAGAUUCAUCUGGGAGUCCAAUUAAUGAUUUGGAGCAGGUCCAGCAGGAUCCUACGAUAGCUCCAUGUGCUGAAGCCGUAAUAAAGGAUUUGCCUGUCUCCAAUGAAAGCUGUGAUGUUGUACCUGCUGCUGUUUAUGAACAGGAUGGCAUUUCAGAAGGUGUUGUCCAUGAAAAUCCAGCUGAAGAAAAUGGCCCUUCAGCUCUUGAUGAUGAGAAACCAUUGAGCCUCUCUGAAGAGGUUCCUGUGGAAGGUUCCCUAGGGGACAAUGGAGUGGAUUUAGAGCGCAGUUUGGAAACACCUUCAUGUUCUGAAGUUGAUCAAACGACAGAAGUAGAACUCAACGAAGGUCCUUUAUCUGAAAAUAAUGGAGAGGACUUGGCCGCUGGUCUUGAGCAGGAGAGCAUUUCAGAAACCGUUAUUAUUACUGACUCGGUUGAUGCCAGUCAAAAUACACCUGAACAAACUGAGUCUGUUGAAAAUGCUGAAAGCUUGACAUCUUCUUAUGAUGGUUCCAAUGCGCUUGUAAGUGGUGAAAACGUUCCUGAUGCCUCUGUUAAUAAAAUAACAGAGAAUUCUGACGUUGAAAAUGAAGCUUCUUUGCCUGCUGGAGAUCUUUCAAGUUGUGAUGUUGAAGAAGUGAGAUCAGAGGCUGAUAAUGGAAAGUCAAAUCAGGAAAGCAUUGAGAUUAUUCCAAACUCCCUUGAUAAUGAUGUGAGUUUCCAACCCGAGAUCGUCAGCACUUCCAAUGUCGAAGAGAAAGUCUCUACUACUGAUGCCAUAGUUGUAGAAUCUGAAAAUUCAGACAGGACCCCUGAAUGUGCUGGCAGCCAGUCUAUUUCUUGGGCUGAAUCAGUCGAUCAUGACAGUAGUUUGCCAGUGCUUGUUGCUGCUGAUGUAAAGCCAGAGUAUGAAGCUGAGAAUGCAUCUGCAAUAAGCGAGAGAGAUAUGCCCGGUGAUGAUGUUACUGCUUCCGAAGGUAAGGAUACUGAAAGUGGAGUAGAUAGUAAUCAUAUUUUGGAGAAUGUAGACAACGAUGUGAAUUCCACAUGUCAAGAAGUUGCAAGUAUUGACAGAAAUCAGAAGGAUGAAGCCUCUACAUCAUUACCCGAAGAUUCUUCAGAAGGACAAAAUGUUGAAGUUGAGGUGGUUAAAAGACCAUUCUAUUUCUUGAUAAGAAUUCCCAGAUUUGAUGAUGGAGACUUGAGAGAACAGAUUAAAGAUGCUCAGUCACAAGUCGAAGAAAGGACUAAAAGUAGGGAUGCAUUUCGUGCCCAUAUUCAGACAAAAAGGGCCGCUCUUAAGGAUUACUCUGAUAAAGUUCAAGCUCUCUUAACGGAGGAGAGAGCUGCACGAGACUUGUUUAAGUCCAAACGCCAGGAAAUGGAUUCUGCUCUCUCAGAGAUUAACAAAGUGAAGAAUGCAUUAUCUGUUGGGGAUAUUGAUGGCAGGAUACGCAGUAUGGAACACAUGAUAGAACACGAAACCCUGCCUUUGAAAGAAGAGAAACAGUACAUUCGAGAAAUUAAGCAAUUAAAGCAACAUCGUGAACAGCUCUCUUCCAGCAUGGGUACGAAGGAUGAAAUUCAACAGACUUUAGACCAGAAGGAUAAAAUUGAAGAUCGCUUGAAGGUUUUAAGGAAGGAGUUGGAUCAACUAAGAGACAAACUUAAUAAAGCUGAGGAAGCCACCCAAACUGCUAAGAAGAGUUUUAAGGAUGAAAAUGAAAAGUUGAACAGCAUUCUAUCCCAAUACAGAGCUGCAGAUGACGUUCGUCAAGAUGCUUAUGCACAUUUACAGAGUUUGAGGAAACAACAAUAUGAAAAGAACAAGAAUUUUUGGAGGUACAAGGAUGAUGCAAAGGCAGCUCAGAAUUUAUCGUUAAAUGGAGAUAAAGAGCAAUUGCAGUGUCUUUGCCUUGAUCAGGUCGAGAGAACCAUGGAACUCUGGAACAACAAUGAUGCCUUCAGGAGAGAAUACAUUAAAUGGAAUACCAGGAGUACACUCAGGCGGCUGAGAACAUCAGACGGUCGCGCACUUGGUCCUGAUGAGGAGCCACCAGUGAUACCUGAUAUUGUAAACAACAGAGUGUACAAGGAUAACUAUGUGAAAGUGGCUUCCAUUCCACAAGAAGUAAAACAAGAGUCUCUUGUAAAAGUUGAGAAACCAGAUCAUAAAUCAGUUGCAAAGGUUGUGGAGAGAGAGGAUCGAACUGCUAAAACCAAGGCUGCAAAGUCUACUAUUAGCCCUGCAAUCAUUUCUCGUGAGGAUGAAACAAAAGAGAAAGAGAAAGAGAAAGAGAAAGUAGAAGAGCCUCGACGAACCAAAGAGGAAGAGGAGCUGGCUAGAAAGGAAGAGGAGCUGGCCAGAAAGGCAGAGGAAUUGAGAAAAGAAGAAGCAGCGGCUAAGUUGAAGCAACUGCGUAAGUUGGAAGAGAAAGCCAAAGCUAAGGAAGCAAUGGACAGGAAAAAGAAAAUGGCUGAGAAAGCCCGAAUCAGGGCAGAAAUUAGAGCACAGAAGGAAGCUGAAGAAAAAGAAAAGGAAAGAGAGAGGAGAGCUAAGAAGAAGGAAAGAAAGAAGGCAAACGAAACAGAUGUUACAAACGAGGAUGAAGUGGACUCCGCUCCAACUUCAAGCUCGGAAGUUGCUGCUGCUAGUACUAUUGAGUCUGAAACCAAGGAGAGAUCUACAACAGCAGCUGUGAAGAGGCCUCAGAAGGGGUCUCAAUUCUUAAAGCCGAGCAGGGCUAAGUCUAUGCCUCUACCUCUUCGAAACAGAGGCAGGAGAAGAAUGCAGCCAUGGAUGUGGGGAGCUCUUGCACUCGUUGUCGUUGUUUUGGCCCUGUUUUUGGCGGGCAUCGGCGGCUUCUCCUAUAAAUCAUGCCUGCGAUGGUUCGGUUUGUGAAUGAGUGAGUGAAUACACACACAAACUGGCUUAUUUAGUAGGCGAGAAUAACACAGUUCGGUGGGACAUUCCCAAACAUAUAUAAUAUAUUUUUAUACUAAUAUUUAUCUUUCAGUAUAUAGGUGAUUCUUUGGUCAUGUUUAGGGGUUUGUUUUCCUCUAGUUUGCAUUUGGGUUACGAUGAUCAAUUUUUUAUUUUCUUUUCAUUUCAUUGAAACACACCGGGGUUGAUUGGUUUGCUUAUAAGUUUCACUUAUUAUUAUUAUUAUUAUUAAAUUUAUAGUGAGAAGAAUUUUAGCGGUAUUGCUUCUAAUUAGUAUUGAUAAUAAAAGGGAUUGUUUUUGGUA